Drosophila biarmipes is the source of this 1824-nucleotide messenger RNA. RefSeq lists its product as uncharacterized. The record is from RefSeq and is a predicted model, not a curated record. Bases 1 to 1824 code for a protein of 607 amino acids. NCBI's taxonomy places the organism in Eukaryota, Metazoa, Arthropoda, Insecta, Diptera, Drosophilidae. The transcript has a single exon.
AUGGCUUGGUUUAUAAUUAUUAUUCUCUGCCUUGGGAGUUUAAAGGCUCAGCUUUUGGACACAUCCAACAAAACUGAACCAGACUUAGAGGAGAGAUUAUUUGGUCUUCUCUUAAGGUUGAAAACGGAGAAAGUGUACGACACCCUAUUAAUUUAUGGGGAGGAUUGUGCUUUUCCUUCUCUAUCUACAGGAUUACAAGUCCCCACAGUGCUUGUUUCUUCGGGUACUACCAACUUCGAGUGGAACUUCAGCAGCCUAACACUUAUCCUCAGUUGUGAGUUUCAAGCCGAGAGGGAGCAGAACUACCGCACAUUGAUGAAGCUGCAACUAGCCAGGCGCCUCAUUCUUCUGAAAGGAAAUGCAGAACCAGCGACUGUUUGCGACUUCUAUUCGAAAAAGGAACAAUAUAAUGUAGCAAUGGUGAAGGAAAACUUUGACCAGUUCGGGGUAGUAUACUCCUGUCGCCUCUUUCAAGAUCGAAACUAUGAAAAAGUGAAUCUAUUCGAGGUUAACCCAAUUUUCAUAGAUCAAUUUAGAAACAUGCAUGGAGCGCCAAUUAGAACAAUUGCCGACAACUUGGCCCCUCGAUCCAUGGUUACCCAGGACCCCAGAACCGGGAAAAAGAAGUGGAUAGGCUUCGUGGCCAACCUAGUAAACAACUUUAUUGAAAAGGUUAACGCAACCAUGGAUGUGCCGGAAGAGUUGUCUGAGGAGGAUGGGAGAGUUUUCUUUGGGAAUAUUGCUAUGUGGGCGGCAAACGACCUUUUGGACAUUGGCAUGGUCGUGCAGUUUAACUCGGAAAUGGCGAACUUUGAUACGUUUACCUACCCCUACUUGAUGUGCUCUUACUGCUUCAUGGUGCCUCUUCCAGAUCUGUUACCAUACAACGAGGUCUACGGAGUGAUCAUAGAUCGUAGCGUCCUGGGCGUGCUACUUGUCAUAUUCCUCAUCUUCUCGGUGAUGCUGAAAUACAUCCAGCAAAGGUCCUUUCGCGAUCUAAGCCUGACUAGAAUCCUGAUGAACGAUGUAUGCUUCAGGGGGUUUUUGGCCCAGCCUUUUCCCUUUCCCCGCCAAUCAAACAGAAAACUGAAGCUGAUCUGCUUGCUCCUGUGCUUCGCCAGCCUUAUGACCACAUCCAUGUACGGCGCCUACCUGCAGACCUUCCUGUAUAGUCCGCCCUUCGAGCCUAUGGUACGUACAUUUAGCGAUUUUAAAAAGUCCAGAUACAAGGUUGCUGUGAACUCGAUCGCAAUGGACAUGUUGCGCUUCCAGAAGAAUCAUAAGCUAAAUAAAGCAGGCAAAGAACGGAUUGAGGUCUUUAACGACCAAGAGUUCGUAGACCUGCGAGGGGCUUUUGACAACGAAUAUAUCUUUCCGGUGACCAGUGUGCUUUGGGGCAUUUACAAUGAGCAGCAAAAGCUCUUUCACCAUCCAGUGUUUUACUACUCAGAUGAUUUCUGCCUCAGCCAGUACAGCAUAUUGAGUUUUCCCAUAAGGCGCCACCUCCCCUAUCGCGAUCUCUUCGAAGAGCACAUCCUGCGUCAGACGGAGUUCGGACUCCUAAAACACUGGAUCAGUCAAGGCUUUUCGGAUAUGCUCAGGCUGAAACUGGUGUCGUACACGGAUUUUAGCGAACCGCCGGAUGAUGAGCUGGAAAUCUGUAUAGAUGAUCUGUACUGGGUUCUGGGCGUGUAUGCCUUGGGAUUGAGUAUCAGUUGCUGUUGCUUUGCACUGGAGGUUUUGGGAUCUUCAAACUGUUGGACCCGUUUAAAGGAAAAGAUUUACAAAAAGAUUGUAAAGAAUUUUGUCAGAGAUCAUAAAUAA